AUGGAGCUGGCUAGCAUUGUUGUGGCCCUAGUAGCAUUAUCUGCUUGUAGUGCAGUGCCAAUUGAAACUGAGUGGGAUUUGUGGAAAGAACGACAUGGAAAGGCUUACUUGAAUGGAAAAGAGGAGUUUGAAAGAAAGGUAACUUGGGCAAGGAACACGAAAUUCGUUGAGGACUUCAACCAAGGACAACAUAGCUACAUGUUAGCCAUGAAUCAUUUCUCAGACACGGUUAUUGAUCAAGGAUACUGCCAAUCUUCCUGGGCAUUUAGUGCUGCUGGGGCCAUAGAUGGGCAAUACUUUGUAAUGACGGGGGAUUUGAUGGAAAUAAGUAUUCAGCAGCUGCUUGAUUGCUCCUCAUCUUGGGGCAAUCGUGGUUGUCAUGGAGGGAUUCCUACUUGGGCCUACAGAUACAUAGAGGGGGCAUCAGGGGUCUGUACUGUCUCCAAAUACCCAUACCUAGGCUAUACCUGGUACUGUGCUGAGAAAUUCUGUCCUAAAGCAUUCACAUGCACAGGAUUUGCAAUAGUGGAGACAGGGAGUGAACAGGAUCUAAUGGCAGCGGUUACUGAUGUUGGGCCAAUAAGUGUUGUUGUUGAUGCAGCACCUUUGACAUUUCAAUUCUAUUCCGGUGGCAUCUAUGAUGACAGUAACUGUAGAACCAAUUCCCUUAAUCAUGCAAUGCUUCUUGUUGGAUAUGGAACAGAUGCAGACACGGGAUUCAAAUACUGGAUCCUCAAAAACAGUUGGGGUAGUGACUGGGGAAUGGAUGGGUACAUGUACUUGUCUCGAGACAACAACAACCUCUGUGGCAUUGCUACAGCUGCUUCAUACCCUCUACUAGAGCAGAUAUAA
Molecule: messenger RNA, 852 nt
Organism: Geodia barretti
Lineage: Eukaryota; Metazoa; Porifera; Demospongiae; Tetractinellida; Geodiidae
Source: the annotation of a GenBank genome assembly